Messenger RNA from Lolium rigidum, 1902 nucleotides. RefSeq names its product nuclear transport factor 2-like. The record is from RefSeq and is a predicted model, not a curated record. The coding region runs from base 1 to 1902 and encodes 633 amino acids. The transcript is spliced from 10 exons. Gene Ontology annotation, molecular function: mRNA binding. NCBI's taxonomy places the organism in Eukaryota, Viridiplantae, Streptophyta, Magnoliopsida, Poales, Poaceae. Gene Ontology annotation, cellular component: cytosol; ribonucleoprotein complex.
AUGGCUACGGAAAGUGGGAAUUCUGACGGUUCUCCUCAUCCGAAUGUGAUUGGGAUUGCAUUUGCUCAACAAUACUACAGAAUUCUGAAUUCGUCACCAGAAUGUGUCCACAAGUUCUAUCAUGAUGAAAGUACUCUUGGUCGACCAGAUUCUGAUGGUACAUUGACAACUGUAACAACUACAGAUGCUAUCAAUGAAUACUUCUUAUCUACAGAACUGAAGGACUGUUUGAUAGAGUUGGAGAACAUAGAUACUCAGCCAUCCCUGGCGGGUGGUGUGUUCAUUGUGGUUACUGGAUUUUUUACAAUGCCUGAUACUGUGAAGCAUAGAUUUACUCAGUCAUUCUUCCUUGCUCCACAAGAAACUGGAGGCUAUUAUGUUUUGAAUGACGUGCUUCGAUAUGUGCGGGAGAUGCCAUCCCCUGAGACAAAUGAAGCUUUUGUUGACCAUUCUAAUGGAAACACUCAGAUUGCCCCCUUUCCAGCUGAGCCAGAAACAUCUAUCAAGGAGAGCUUGGACCCAGAGCUUCCGUCUGCAGAGAGUGUUCCUGUCAACUGUGAAGUCAUAAAUCCAUCUGCAGAGACUACUUAUGUGGAUGUUGAAAUCAUAAAUCCAUCUUCAGAGAAUAUUGCUGUGAAUGAUGAAGUCAUGGAUCCAUCUGUAGAGAGUAUUUUUGUCAACGACAAAGUCAAAACUUCAGUUGGAAAUCAAAAUUCUCAGAUUAAGAAUGGUAUUACUAAGAUACCUGAGGCAGCCCCUGCUCCUCCUGCUUCAGCUCAUAAGGAUGUUAUCAAGAAGUCUUAUGCGUCGAUUGUCAAGACCAAGAAUGAGAGCACACAGCCUGCACCAGUUACCAAGCCCAUACCUAGACCAAAACCUACAACAAAGAGAGCUGAAAAUGUAGAAAAUUCUUCAUCUGUUCCUGCAAAAACUACCCAUGCAGCUGAUACCGCGCCUCCAAAUGACAGAAAUAUUUUUGAUGACCAAGGGUAUUCAAUCUUUGUGAAGAACUUGCCUUUGGAUGCAACUGUUGAAAUUGUUGAGGCUGAGUUCAGGAAGUUUGGUGCUAUCAAGCCUUGCGGUAUCCAAGUUAUACACCGUGAGUCUGAGGGGUUCAGCUUUGGCUUCGUUGAAUUUGAGUCUCAACAAUCCAUGUAUGCUGCAAUUGAGGUUUCGAAAAUUCGCUUUGGCUCGUACGUGUCUGUUGUUCAGGAGAAACGAACCCCAAGACGAGUUAUUAAUUAUGCCACCCAUAGCAACAACAAUGACAAUCCUCGGGACAGUCGGGUCCUGCCAGGCAGAGGACUUUUUGUGAACAAUGGCAGCAACCGUGAUGGCGACAACUUCAAGGGACAGGGAGCAGGUUUUGUGAACAAUGGCAACAACCGUGAUGGCGACAACUUCAGGGGUCAGGGAGCGAACUUUGUGAACAAUAAUAAGUACCAUCAUGGUGAAAACUUCAGAGGACGCUUCGUGAACAACGACAACCACCGUGAUGGCAAUGACAUGAGGAAUGAAUCCAGAAAUCAGAAUGAGUACCCGGGCCGUGGUCGAGGAUUGCAGGGGAACGAUUACCGUCAGAACGGGAAUGACUACCGUCAAAACAGGAACGGAUACAGUCCGAACAGGGGUGGCUACAACCAGAACAGGGACGGCGGCUACAACCAGAACAGGGAAGGCGGCCAGAACAGGGAAGGCGGCUACAACCAGAACAGGGAAGGCGGCUACAACCAGAACAGGGACGGUGGCUACAACCAGAACAGGGACAGCUACCGCCAGAACGGGGCUGGCUACCGUCAGAAUGGGAACGGAUACCAUCAGGCACGACCAUUCUACAAUGACAAUGGGAAUGGGAGGUCUGGCCGCUUCAAUGGUACCAAGCAAAUACCUGUUGCUGCAUAG